Molecule: messenger RNA, 754 nt
Organism: Hydra vulgaris (swiftwater hydra)
Lineage: Eukaryota; Metazoa; Cnidaria; Hydrozoa; Anthoathecata; Hydridae
Source: RefSeq, a predicted model, not a curated record
AUUAUAUUGUAUUGUUCACUUUCUGGACACUGAUGAAGUGGAAAUUGCUCCUAAAACCUGGAUUAAAUGUACUGAUGUUGAUGAACAUCUUGAAUGUUAUUGGCCACUAUUUAAAUCUCAGCAAAAAAUUUUAAAAGCUGUUCAGACAUGCGUUGAUGUUGAAACUGAUAAAUGGAAGAGUUACAAAGCAAGAAUUUUGAAAAAUUAUGGUUUAGAUUCAUAUGAAAGUGCAGUAAAAGAUAUUACAAAAGCAAAAGAAAAAUCUGAUUUGGGGACUGAUGUUUCAGACGUAGACGAUGGAACAAUGCAAUGUAAACAAAAACGAGCAAGGAAUUCAUACUUGCCUUUAUCAGACACUGAUAUAUGCAGUAGUCCAGAAAUAAAUUUUUGUUUGCAAAAAGGGAACUCGCAACUAGCUAAACCGAAAAAAAAUCUAAGCGAAAGUCUUGCACAAAAAAGCCAUAAAAAGUUAAGUAUAGAGUACGAAGAUCUUCCUGAGCCACCUGUUUUUUCAAAUUCUCACUUAAAUUGUAACACUCCAGAACAUGUGACAAGCAGAUCAAGUGGCCUGUCUAGCAUUCUGUCAUCAUUUUCUAAACCUCAUGGAAAGCCACUUUUAAAAGAACUUCCAUUAUGCUCUUCAGAUGGAUGGCUGUAUUCAGUUGCAACACGUAUAUAUUAAAUUAUUAACUGCUAAUUUUUAUUUCAUCAGAAUAAUAGAUUACAUAUAUAUCACAUUAUAGAUUAUAUAUAU